UAGGAUUCUAGUGCGGAUCGCUUGGUACUCUUGCUCAUUCACUCAGUCACGCCCGAGAAAAUGUUUGCUGAAGACGCAUUUGUAGGAAGGGCAUAUUGUAGUGAGUAGACGGAGAAGCAAACGAACACACGGGUGUGGAUGGACGCGCACGCGCAGACUGGCAAGCAAAUAGUAGAUUAUGUUACCGUCUACAAACAAAUUGGAGUGCCUACGACUGCUGAUCUGCGGCAUGGGCAACGGAAUAGCAGCUAACCCCGGCCAGAAGACCUCGCGCUUCUCGCAGACGCCCAUCCACAUUGCCGCCUUCGCCGGCCACCCGCACUGUCUGCAGUGGCUGAUUCAGGCGGGAGCAGAUCCCAACGCGCAAGACUACCUGGGUGAGACAUCCCUUCACAAGGCUGCUCGAACUGGGUCUGUGGAGUGUGUAAAUCUCCUUGCAAUGAACAAAGCUACUUUAGGGAUCCGUAACAAUAAUGAUCAAACAGCUGUCCAACUGGCCAGUGCUUGUGGUUUCACUGAUCUAGCCAAUCAUCUGCAGCAGUUACAAGGCAAGCAAGAUGGAAUGACAGGAGCAAGUGGUAUAACGAGGAGCAUCCCAGCACAUGGACUCAAUGGUGGAGUCUUCCCUCCAUGCUCAAACUCUGCUCUCUUUACAAAUACACUCUUGUCCCAGUCCACUAAUGGCCAAGAAGUGACUGUCAAAAACCGUGUCCAGUCCAAUGGUCACAUUCUUCCUAAUGGUUUCCAUUCAUCUCCAGUAAUUGCUAAUGCUAAUGGUCAGUUACCAAAUCAAGCAAAUAAUGGUGUCUGCACCUCUUCCAAUGGAUAUUAUGGAUUUCAGUCAACAAGUGCUGAAGCUAAUGGAGGCAGUGAAGAAUGCGACAUGGAAACGGAUGCAUCUCCUGUAAGCAUUAGUCAGAAUGGAUCGGCCAAUGAACAGAAGAUUGGAGUAGCAACAGGAUUUGUAAAUGGACAAGGAAGGACCCCAAAUGGUCAGACAGACAAGAUCACAUUAGAGUUUACGAAUGGGGAUGUGAUUGGCACAGUUCUUGGGUUUACCAAUGGACACUCAGUAGGAAAUGCCUCUAGAAUGGCCUGUGGAGUAAAUGGAACAUGUCCAAAUGGCUUGGAUGGAAACACUCUCAAAAACCAUAAUAACUUGGGACAAGACAUCACCUUGAACCAUGGGAUUUCUCAGAAUCACAUCCCAGUUGCUGGCUGUAAGAGGUCCCGGGAGGAGGGUUUUAUCCCCGAGAUCAAGAGGAUGAAGACUGAGGUGGACUUUACAGUGAUCGCCUCUGCGCUGAUCUUGCUGAUGGCAAUGUUCUGUGGUGAACCUUCCAGGAUCCAUUUCCAUUUUUGAAACAAGUUCAAAAUAGAGCUUCUUCCAUCAUUAAAAUGACUGACUGCACUAUAUGUAGUCUCCUCAAUUACUUCUUUUUCCACAAAAUAUUCUUUGCUUCAUUGGUCCCAUAUGAUUUUGUUCAAACAUUCGUUCGUAAUUGGUGUUUUGCCAUGUAGGCACUUUGAAAACAAAUCAUUUGAAGAGAGAUUAUCAAAAACAGGUUGAAUAAAGUCAACAACUGCUUUUGGGAUCCCCCUUCUGUGUUUGUAGGUAGCAGGAUUUCUCCUAAACCACACUAAGAGUCCUUUCUUUCUGGACAUUAGUCAUUAUGCAACAUGCGGGAGAACAACACUAACAGCCCAUGAAUGGUUGAUAUUCUUAAGUGCACAAUAGCAAAUUUAAAAAAUUUGGUAUAAAUACCCCAAGGAGUACCUGUAUCUAAGGUUAAAUCAUGUUGCUAGGGAGCACAAACCAAAAGUACCAUGUAAAAACCAUAGACUUUUAUGGUAUUUAGAUUAUAGCUAUAUCAUUUAAGUCAGAAAUUUGGAUUCUACAUGAAAAACUGCAUAAGAAAAAACAAAAAAUAAAAUUUUUGAAAAUUUUACAUUUUAGCAAGGACCUUUCUACCUUAAACUGAUAGAAUCAGAUUUUACACAACUUCAUUAUCCUGAAAUCAAAGAUAUAGUAUAUUCUAUCAGCUGUAUUCACUUGUUUAAUUUUCUGUUCUCAAAGCCAUGCAAACAUGUAUGAGAGACACUGGCAAAUAUUUGGUGUAGUUAUUAUAUUCAUUAUAAUAUAUUGUAAGGGAAAAUGCCUUUUAAAAGAAAUUAGGAAUUCUGAUAUCGGGCAAUAUUACCAAUAGCAGAUUAGUCACACUUUCAGUG
Molecule: messenger RNA, 2229 nt
Organism: Penaeus monodon (black tiger shrimp)
Lineage: Eukaryota; Metazoa; Arthropoda; Malacostraca; Decapoda; Penaeidae
Product: ankyrin repeat domain-containing protein 10-like
Exons: 6
Coding region: 179-1363 (394 amino acids)
Molecular function (GO): protein binding
Source: RefSeq, a predicted model, not a curated record